AUGGCAGAGAGACACUACAGCUGCACUGACUGUGGGAAAGCCUUUUCCCAGAAGUCAGACCUCAUUAAGCAUCAGAGAACACACACCGGAGAGAAACCCUACGGGUGCAGUAGGUGUCAGAAAGCCUUCAGCCAGAAGUCCCAUCUCAUUUUACACCAGAGAACCCACACAGGAGAGAAAUGGUUUGAAUGUGAUGAAUGUCAGAAAAGCUUCGGCAAUAAGUCACAGCUCAUUAUUCAUCAGAGAUCUCACACGGGAGAGAACCCCUAUGGUUGCCAUGAAUGCGGAAAGACAUUUCCCCUUAAGUUUAGCCUCAUUUUACAUCAAAAAACACAUACAGGGGGAAAACCUUAUGGAUGCAGUGAUUGUGGGAAAGCCUUCAUCCAGAGAUCUGAGCUCAUCAGACAUCAGAGAACUCACACAGGAGAGAAACCUUAUAAUUGCAGUGAAUGUGGAAAAGGCUUUAGUGUAAAGUCACUCCUCAACACUCACUGGAGAACUCAUGCAGGAGAGAAGCCCUAUGGAUGCAAUGAAUGUGGAAAAACAUUCUCCAUCAAAUUUAGUCUCAUCCUACACCAAAGAACUCACACAGGAGAAAAACCCUACAAAUGCAGUGAAUGCCACAAAGCCUUCAGCCGGAAGUUGUAUUUCCUUAUUCAUCAGAGAAUUCACUCUGAAGAGAAGCCUUGUCAAUGCCACAAAUGUGGGAAAACUUUCUCCCACAAGUUUAGCCUCAUCAUUCAUCAGAGAAUCCAUACAGGAGAGAAACCCUAUGGAUGCGAUGUCACAUCUUAUUAUACCUCAAAGAACUCACACAGGUGA
Budorcas taxicolor (takin) is the source of this 822-nucleotide messenger RNA. RefSeq names its product zinc finger protein 782-like. The transcript is spliced from 4 exons. Gene Ontology annotation, biological process: regulation of transcription by RNA polymerase II. NCBI's taxonomy places the organism in Eukaryota, Metazoa, Chordata, Mammalia, Artiodactyla, Bovidae. The record is from RefSeq and is a predicted model, not a curated record. Gene Ontology annotation, molecular function: RNA polymerase II cis-regulatory region sequence-specific DNA binding; DNA-binding transcription factor activity, RNA polymerase II-specific. The coding region runs from base 1 to 822 and encodes 273 amino acids.